Corythoichthys intestinalis (scribbled pipefish) is the source of this 4115-nucleotide messenger RNA. RefSeq names its product PEST proteolytic signal-containing nuclear protein-like. The coding region runs from base 67 to 582 and encodes 171 amino acids. Gene Ontology annotation, biological process: proteasome-mediated ubiquitin-dependent protein catabolic process; protein ubiquitination. Gene Ontology annotation, cellular component: nucleus. The record is from RefSeq and is a predicted model, not a curated record. NCBI's taxonomy places the organism in Eukaryota, Metazoa, Chordata, Actinopteri, Syngnathiformes, Syngnathidae. The transcript has 5 exons.
AUUACUCCAAAUCGAAACUAAAGCGACGAAGAAGAAGCAACAGCAGCGCAGCGCCUUUCAAUCAAAAUGGCGAACCACGAACGCAAUCGGAGAAACUACCGCGACGACGGAGGGCCGCUGGAGGAGGGAGGCAGAGUGAAAACUAAGCCUGUCUCUUGUAGCACGGUGGGCGGAGGAGCGAGCAAACUCAAACGCACAUCCCAGCAUUUUUCGUCCGAGGAUGAGGACGAAACGUCGUCAGACCCUCCAGCGCCCCGCAAAGCCUCCAAAAUAGGCUUCGGCGUAAGCAGCAACGCCGAGAAAAAGGCGAAUCCUAUAUCCAUCAAGCUUGGAGCGAGCAAACCCAAAGAGCCUGUGCCAACGGCGCCUCCAAAAAAGGUCGGACUGGCUUCGGUUUUCAACGAGGAUGAUGAUAGUGAGCCUGAGGAGAUGCCACCAGAAGCAAAGAUGAGGAUGAAGAACAUCGGCAGGGAGACGCCGACCUCAGCAGGACCGAAUUCCUUUAACAAGGGCAAGCAGGGUUUCUGUGAUCAUCAAAAACUUUGGGAAAGGAAGCAGAAGACACAAGAAGAUAAAGAGUGAACCAAACCCAAAACUUUUUUGUUUAUUUUUAUGGGCCACUUCGGUCUUCUUCCAUAAAGUCUUCAAAUAUAAGAUCUGUGAAGCUUACUUGAAGCCUUUUAGGAUUCUCUGUCAACAACCAUGCAGCUGUGUACUGUCAAAUGUGUUAACCCUGCUGCACAUUAUAUCUUAACGGCCACUAAAAAAGGUUCACUGCUCCUUUUUUUUCAUUUGUGUAGCUAGUGAGGCAUACUUCGCAGAUGUGUGUAUAUAGACGUGUGAUUGAGUUUGUUUUAUCCGUUGUAGUAUGCAGAUUACUCUCAAAAGAGGAAAAAAUGUAUCACAUUCAAGCUUCAAUGUAAAAAUUUAGUUUUGUUACUCAUAAGAAGACGUCCAUAAUAAAUACUGUAUUUUCUGGACUAUAAUCAGCUCUGGAGUAUAAAUCAAACUAGUUUAAAAAAUGAGGCAGACAAAGAAAAAAAUAGAUGAAUUGCACCGGACUGUAAAUCAAACUUCGGGAGGAAAAUGUAGCAUAUUUUGUUCACCAUUUGUCACCAAGUAGCUCAAAAGCAAUGUAGUGUUACCCAGGGCUGUCAACAGACUUGCAGGGGGCCGGGGACAAAAGACCAUUAUAGGGCCCACCCCUGCCACCGUCUUGUCACGACAACAUACGCAGUACUUUUAACGCUUUGCAAGCAAUAACAGUUUAGAUUUUCAAAUUAUUUGAGAUGGACAGUUAAAUUUAACAGACCGUAAUAUGAUGUGACACAAUAUAAACAAUUUCCAUCUAUUGUCCCAUGUAGGCCACAAUACAAUACAACUGAGAGUGCUAUGUCUGCCUGCUAAGCAACAAAACAGUAUUACUAAACACAGAGCAUUUGCUAUAAUACACAGUGGGUUGUAAACCUAAGAUAAAUCCAGCCACCUGACCAGAGUCUGUUCAGCUUCGCGCACCUGCUCCCCACAAACUAACAUAUAUCCCUGAUCUCCCAUCACCUUCUCUCUCCACUGCUCAACGCGAGCAGCAUGUCUUGUCAUACCGCAGCUCAAUGGGCUACAAGCGGCCGGUGACAGACUUGAAUCGGGCCUUGGUCACGGUGAUCGCGAAUGUAAACGUUCAGUUUUAGCGGCUGUUGUUCACCAGUGUUGUUAAUCUUACUUUCAAAAAGUAAUUAAUUACAGUUACAAAUGACGUCUCCCCAAUAGUAAUUGAGUUAGCAACUCAGUUACUAGAAUGUAAGAGUAAUUAGUUACUUGGCAAAGUAACUGGGUUUACAUUUCAUGUUUUGUUUUCCCCCAUUAAAAAAAAAAAGCAUAGGUCACACUAUUGGAAGUUCAGUUCUUUAGCCUAAACUUAACUAGACAUAGGGGUAUUGUGGAUAUUGCGAUAACUAGAUAGUAACCUUUGCUAUGUUUGGAAAUCCUUUAAUGUUGUGAAUAAACUGUUGAAGUUUUUAAAAUUGCUCCCGUUAUUGCAUUAGUUCCCUUCUGUCUACUUUCUACACGUGAAAGUUUUAAAAUGGUUUCAUCUCUUAAAGAUAGAUUGAAGUCAAGAUUUUGCCGAUUUAGGAGUGUUUUAGAUAAAAAGUUACUGAGGUUCGCUAGGAAGGUUCUCUACAACAGAGCCUUUCUGAGAAGUCUACUGCUUUAAGAUGGCGGCUGUUUACUAACGCCAGCAAGUGUAUCAUCUAGCAUCUACUUCCUUAUACAGUUGCAUCUAGUUCAUAUACAUGUGAUAUCUAGCGUAGCAUCGCGUUUGCAACGGUCUCACAACUCCCUCUUUCCCACUCCCGCUCUUCUCUGUGUCUUGCAAACUUUUCUCGCAUCAUUCAACCAACGUAGGAACGCAAAGUAACGCACGCCUUUACAUCCUCAGUAACGGUGUUGCAAAGAUGAGAAAAGUAAUUAAUUAGGUUACUCACUACUGAAAAAAAAUAACACCGUUAGUAACGCUGUCACACGCUAACGCCGUUACUAACAACACUUUUGUUCACUUACCAACAUCAACGUCCACAACCAUUUCUAGCCCUUAUUCUCUGGCUUCUUGUCCCCCUUUUUUAAAACUUCAUCAUUUUUUCUCGUUCACCUCUAUGAUCUUCAUCUCUUUUUUUUUUUUUUUAAUUUCUUUUCUGUGCACCCGAUUUAUGACGACUCGCCAUGUUUAGAGUUUAUAACAAUGACAAAUUGUAAUUUCCCGCUUCAGGGCAUGUAGGUAGUGUAGCCUUGAGUGCGCAAGAGCGGGGUCAAACCAUUCUCUGCUAAGACGGGGGGGGGGGGGGUAAUAAUAUUUGAAAUAUUUAAUAUGUUAAAAUUCUUAAGUAUUAUUCGAGUAGAACAUAAUAUUUAAUCAGACAAUGAUUUAAAUAAAAAAUAUGUGAAUGUAAUGUAAAAUACAUUAAGGGUCAUUCAGGUCUAUCGGGUCUAUGGUCCUGAGGCCCGGGACAACAUACCCGGUCACCCCCCCCCCCCCGUCGACGGGCUUGGUUGUACCUCAGCAACAAAAGGGCAGUUUAAAUGAAUUGAAUGCUUGCUAAAACCACAGUAUUGCCAUCGCGUUGCACACGGUCACGCAUAACUGUGCUACUGCUAGUGCUAACUUAUCCACCCUUUAGCUUAGCAAACUACUACGUCAGCUCAACAAUGGCUUCUUUGUCUGCUUUCUUCAACUCUUACAGCACGCACACAGCUUUUAACUCAUGGCUAUUAAUAAGCUCAUCAACGGUCCUGUUAGCUGAGCUUAGCUGUAGCAGCUUCCAAUUCUCUAUAUUAGCUCUCAGCUUCCAUUAUAGUUCCAUCCAGUGUUUGAAAGUCAUGCAGGUAACCUCCAAAACGUUCCGUGUAUCUUCCGUUCUUUGCUAUAGCCACAUAUCUCCCUUCACGUGGUUUCAGAGACGAUAAUCCUUUAUAAUCAUUAUUGUACUGCUUUGGUUAGAUCUAAAUAUAGUCUGUACUGUUAGAACACGAACAUUUUUUGGCCUCAUUAUCACAAGCCAAGCGCGCGUUCUCGCGGCUAGUUAUGGUUAAUGAUUACUUCAUGCUCCAAGUCGCAGGCUCAGCCAAAGACUGAAAAAAAUGCGACGCAUAGUCCGGAAAAUACAGUACACAGUUGCCCUCAAACGUUGGUAAAAUCAAGGUUCUGCAGUACUUUCAGUCCAAAUGAGACUGAAAGAUUUUUGUUUUUUGUCAAGUGUGCCAAGUUUUCCAUCCACCUCCCUCUCUAGUAUUUUAGCCUUUACUCGCUUUGUGAAAAUAAAUCAUGAAACAGCUUGUUUUUUUGGUCGCUCAAAAGCUGUAAUCAUUUUCACUGUCAUUUUGCAAAUAUUUGUCCCAUAAAUACUUGAGUAUAUAAAUAACACAGUACUAGCGAGCUUGUUCGUACAAUGAAGAACAAAAUUAAUCCUGUCGAGCGUUAGGCUUAGUGCUCACUAUGGCAAAAUGUGCUUUUACAUCCUUUCCGUCACCUGCAAUUUUAGUUUUAGUUAAAUAUUUGAAAGUCACAAUUUCUUGCAAAACAAACAUGUUUGAAUGGACACUUCAAUAAAGUUUGGAAAAUA